CCUCGCGGGAACCAGCAGCACGUUCGAAAGGGGCGGGGACCUGAGGAGAAAGGGCGGAGAUUCAGAGCGCCGGAGGAGGUAACAUCCGGGAUCCUCGCCGUCUGGAGGGAGGGCGGUGCAGGAGAAGAGGGGCGGGGCUCGCUCCGGAGAACCGAACGUAGAAGUCCUGGUGGUGUUUGUCGGGCUGUGCUGCCAGUCCUUCUGCUGCUUUUGGUUUUUUCUCAGUGCUACGCAGGGCUUCUUCUGGCGGCCCUGUGGGUCCCGAGGGUCGGCCGCCAGGCACAGGUUUCCUAAAAGGAAAAAUGGAGGAAACUCUAAAUCAAAUGCAGCCACUGAAUGAAAAGCAAGUAGCCAAUUCUGAAGAUGGAUAUGUAUGGCAAGUCACUGACAUGAAUAGACUGCAUCGGUUCUUAUGUUUUGGUUCUGAAGGUGGGACUUACUAUAUCAAAGAACAGAAGCUGGGCCUUGAAAAUGCUGAAGCUUUAAUUAGAUUGAUUGAAGAUGGCAAAGGUUAUGAAGUGAUACAGGAAAUAAAGUCAUUUAGUCAAGAAGGCAGAACCAUAAAGCAAGAGCCUUUGCUCUUUGCACUUGCUAUUUGUUCCCAGUGUUCUGACAUAAGCACAAAACAAGCAGCAUUUAAAGCUGUUUCUGAAGUUUGUCGUAUUCCUACACAUCUCUUUACAUUUAUCCAAUUUAAGAAAGAUCUGAAGGAAAGCAUGAAAUGUGGUAUGUGGGGUCGUGCUCUCCGGAAGGCUAUUGCAGACUGGUACAAUGAAAAAGGAGGCAUGGCCCUUGCUCUAGCAGUUACAAAAUAUAAACAAAGAAAUGGCUGGUCUCACAAAGAUCUGUUAAGACUAUCACAUCUUAAGCCUUCCAGUGAAGGACUUGCCAUUGUGACCAAAUAUAUUACAAAGGGCUGGAAGGAGGUCCAUGAAUUGUAUAAAGAAAAAGCACUUACUGUGGAAACUGAAAAAUUAUUAAAGUAUCUGGAGGCUGUAGAGAAAGUGAAGCGCACAAAAGAUGAACUGGAAGUCAUUCAUCUAAUAGAAGAACAUAGAUUAGUUAGGGAACAUCUUCUAACAAAUCACUUAAAAUCUAAAGAGGUAUGGAAGGCUUUGUUACAAGAAAUGCCUCUUACUGCAUUGCUAAGGAAUCUAGGAAAGAUGACUGCUAAUUCAGUGCUUGAACCAGGAAAUUCAGAAGUAUCUUUAGUAUGUGAAAAACUAUGUAAUGAAAAACUGUUGAAAAAGGCUCGAAUACAUCCAUUUCAUGUUUUAGUUGCACUAGAAACUUAUAAAACAGGUCAUGGACUCAGAGGAAAACUGAAGUGGCGCCCUGAUGAAGAAAUAUUAAAAGCAUUAGAUGCUGCUUUUUAUAAAACAUUUAAGUAUCAUCAAAAAAAACAACAAAAGAUAGGAAUAAAUAUAAGGAGAUGCAAGAAUCACAUACUGAAAACUGCAAAACAUUUUCAGGUUGUUACACGAACAGAAAAGGAUUCUUCUAUAGUUGCUUUUUCACAUGAAAUGGUACCAUGCCCUGUGACUACAGAUAUGACCUUACAACAGGUUUUAAUAGCUAUGAAUCAGAUCCCAGCAGGUGGAACAGAUUGCUCUCUUCCAAUAAUUUGGGCUCAAAAGASAAACACAGCUGCUGAUGUCUUCAUUGUAUUCACUGAUAAUGAGACCUUUGCUGGAAGCAUCCAUCCUGCUAUUGCUCUAAAGGAGUAUCGAAAGAAAAUGAAUAUUCCAGCUAAACUCAUUGUUUGUGGAAUGACAUCAAAUGGUUUUACCAUUGCAGACCCAGAUGAUAGAGGCAUGUUGGAUAUGUGCGGCUUUGAUACCGGAGCCCUGGAUGUAAUUCGGAAUUUCACAUUAGAUGUAAUUUAACUAUAAACACCAUCAUGACCUAAGAGGUCCAUUGCUAUCGCUGAAAAUAUGCAGCUACUUCCCACCUAAUCUCAAUCCAGUGAACGAUGAUAGUGCAGUGUGUGCAWAAUUGAAAGUAACUUUACCAAAAAAAGAAAAAAAAAAUUAAAAACUAGGAAGAAGGAAAAAUAAAGAUGAGCCCAAAGUUCUAUCUACUAAACUAGCUCUUGGGAAAUAGCUUCAGGAUAUUACAGCUUCCUCUCUCUCAUAGAGAACUUUUUGUUAAUAGAUACUAUAAAAUAGUCAAACAGUUUUGCUCUGGUCAAUGAUACAUUUGUACUUCAAAAAGGUGAUAUCCAAAAGUAAGCAGUUCCACAUCAUGUUACUUAUUUGAGAAGUGCUUAAUGUUUUCUUAAAUGUUUUCAUUGGAAAAGGACAGCUUUGAUAAUACCCAGAUACUCUGAAAUGCACUAGACCAUAUAACUGUGAAGGAAUAUGAAACUCAUCUAUAAACUUUUAUAUAUAUCGGAUAAAAAACUUAAGACACAUGAUUAAAUUAUGAGUGAGUUUUAAAAUUUCCUUUCAGAGUUUUCUAAGAUCAUAUAAAUAACAGCUUUCUUAUUCAAUGAAACAGAUAUUUUAUUCUUGAUGUUUUAUUUGUAGUUGUAGAAUCUGUUACCAUUAAGAAGAAACAUAAUGGGAAAACCCUAAGAAUGUUAUAGGGCCUGAAGAGACUAAAAUUUGUUGGGUGUGGAAUUGGUUUUCUUUGUUUAUUGUGUUUUAUUGCUCUGAAUGAAGGCUGUAACUUGACAGUGAUUUCCUCUAAAUAACAACAUAGCCUCAUGUCGUCACAUUUUUGUUUUKCAUACUCACAAAUGGAAAUAACAUUUCAAGAAUUUGAGUUCCCUCUUCAUAAUCUUAACAGUAUAAUAAUUAGAAUCUCAACUGCCUUUUCCUUACUCUUAAAAAUUGUUUUAAUUACUUUUUCUAGUCAAUUAUAAAUGGGUUUUAAAUAUUUUCUAAUAGUAAACAUGUCCACAAUCCAUUUUUGUGACAGAACAUUCUUUUUUGAUAGGGCAAGACAUGUCUUUCAGGUUUGAAAAGCAGUUUUUGAGUAGCAUAUUUUGAACUAACCAGUCUGUAGGAAAUUGCUAUUUUUAUCUUUUGUUUAUGUGUAUUAAACUUCCUUUACAUUACACUAACAUAUGCAUUAUUUUCUUGAACAAGUAUCCCAUCUUCAUUAGGAAGUUUAACAUUAAAGCAAUCUGUUGAAAUGUUAGUAUCUAUUCUCAUCAUUCUAUAAAGGUUGUCUAAGAUAGCUGUUACAUGUAAAACUUGCAUUUCUAUGCAUUGUUCUUUAAAUAUUAAAUAAAGAUUUUUUUAGGGUUCUUAAAGCUCUUAUGAUAAAUGUAAAACAAUAGUAAACAUAAAUUAUAACCACCUAUGUGCUUGGGAAUUAGAGAUUUUAUGUUUUGGAGGCAAGGUGACUUUAAUAGUAUGAGGAUUUGAAUAUGUAUUCUAUUUUCAUAGUAGUUUGGGGCUUUGGGAACAAUAAGAAAAUGUUCUUUUCAAAUGUAUUUGGCAUAUUAAUGGUGGCUUUGAUAUUUAGCUAUUCCUGCAAGACAACUAAUAGCAGUUUUUAAAACUAGUAACAGUUAUUUACCUAAGAGAUUUUUGGUCCACAAAGCUAGUUGUAUCUCCCAUUCCAGAUACACAUUGUUUCUGAUGUUUUUCUGGUUUUAACCCUCUAUCAAGCAUGGAGUGGAUUUAACAGCCACUUUUGAUACAGUAUUAAGUUCAGAUCAAAUUUGAAGAACCCAAGAUCUUCAAAAAUAUGAUUUUUUAUUCCUAAUAGAACUGUUAAAUAGAAUAUAAUAUAAAUGUUUACUUAACUUCAGUUAUGUGCUAUUUAGAUAGAGCUUUCAUACAAAUAUAGGAGCUAAUUUUAAACCCAUCAGAAAAAUGUAUUAGAGGAGACUUUUUGAAGUAUUUAGAUAGGCCUAAUUAAAUGGAUUAGAGUAAGAUUUAAGAAUGACAAAUAUGAAAGGAAAACUGAAAGAAGCCACCAGAGAACAUAAUUUUACUUUCAAAUUAUGACACUUUAGAGCUUGAAUGAUACCUUAGAAACUUAAAAACUAACUUUUGAAUUUCAUCUGGAGACCCAAGGUUCAAAACGGAAUUUGAUUCUCUUAACACUAUACGUGAUCUACAAAUCUUGGUCUCUUCAUUCCCGUUACACUUUUCACUCCCCACAUCGUGGGAACACAUUCACUUAGAAGAAUAGAAUUAUUCUCAGAAAAUAGAAUUAUUGAAAACUUUUAAGGAAAUGUAUAUACAUGAUUGCUUUAAGAGUAGAAAAACAGAUGUAAACAUUAUCAUUUUUAAUUCAUAGUAAUCCUGAAGCACAAUUAUUGUUUUAAUAAGCUAUGUUGCUAUAUAACAGUCCUAUAGAAAAAAGUAAAAGACUUUACCUCAUUAUAAAUAGAAUGUACUUGAGUGAUAAACAAGCUUUAUUUUCUGAAUUACUUCUAGGAUUACUGUUACAUUAAUAUUGGGGAAAAUACUGCUUUUAAAAACAGUCCUGGGCUGGGGAUACAACUCAGUUGUUAGAGUCCUAGGUAAUGACAUAUUUCCAAGAUAUAGUUGUAAUUAGUAAAAUAAAAAAUGAAUUUACAGUCUCACCUUUUCUUAGUUGAAAUUCUUUGGAAAUUCUAUUUAUUAAAACAUUAGCUAAAUAACUAUUUUAAGAGAAUGUUAGUAUGGCCAUAUGGUUGUGAAUGAAAUUUAGUGUUGCACCAUUGGAACCUCUUUUGCUUUCUCACUUUUUUUUUUUUUUUUUUUAAAGAGAGAGAGAACUUUU
Messenger RNA from Urocitellus parryii (Arctic ground squirrel), 4725 nucleotides. Lineage: Eukaryota; Metazoa; Chordata; Mammalia; Rodentia; Sciuridae. The record is from RefSeq and is a predicted model, not a curated record.